Pseudomyrmex gracilis is the source of this 4914-nucleotide messenger RNA. RefSeq names its product centrosomal protein of 135 kDa-like. The transcript is spliced from 22 exons. Lineage: Eukaryota; Metazoa; Arthropoda; Insecta; Hymenoptera; Formicidae. The record is from RefSeq and is a predicted model, not a curated record. The coding region runs from base 528 to 4346 and encodes 1272 amino acids.
GGCAGUGGUCGGGUUGGCGACGACUUUGAAAACGAACAGUUCGCGAGGGGAAAUGUCAGGGAAAAAAGGGGAUAGUCUCGUGGACGCGCGGCGACGACUCCGAUCGCGGUGAAAUAAAUUUGUUCGGGUAUUUUAUUCUCUCGGCGAUUUUUUUUUUUUAAAUAAAUUUUCGCGUUGAAAUUUUGCGAAAUAAAAUUAAUCCCGUGUCGAUUGAAGGGGGACAAUAUUUGUCCCCGUCGAGAUCGUCCGAGUUUCGAAACGCUCUUGUGUUUUGAGGUAGCGGCUCGUUGUUUGUUUGCGGCGUGCGUAUAUUUGCGAUGUUACUUUGCGCCAAUAAAGUUUCGUACACUUUGUCAUUAACGUUUAGCGACGGAAUGUUUGCACCAACGAGUCUGUGUAAUUGUAAGAACGACGCGAGGUUACGUUUUGCGACCACCGGCGUGAAAUCGGCGUGACUCCAUUUCACGUGAUAAAUAAAAUAAUGUGUACGCGCGCAAAAUUGUGUACAAAAAAUUUAUCCGACGAAAAUGAACGACGAGGCGGAAUACAACAUCGCGGUUAGAUAUCGCAGAGUCAAGAAGCAUCUCGAAAAUCUGGGAUACAAACAGACGUUGUCGUUGGACGCUUUACCUCUGAUCGAGAAUCUACUGGCCGAUCUCAUUCAAACCACAGACAGUCUCAAGCACUUCAAGGCUAUAGCCCAGGAGAAUAUUGAGGCGUGUAAUCAGUUGCAAUUAACAGUUGAUCCUUACAAGUGUGAUAACGCGAGAUUGGUGCAAGAAUGCAACCAGCUUCACGCGGAUCUGAUAGAGGCUAGGGAAGCCAAUCAGAAGCAAGUCAAGGAUCUGAAAAGACAGGUACACAAGUUAGAAUGUGAAUGUAAUGAUCUGCAAUUGGCAUCAUCGCGUAAUAUACAUAAAAUAAAAGAAUUAGAGACCGAAUCGGCUGCCAAGUCUAAAAAAAUACUGGAACUCCAAGGCAAAUGUCUGAAGCCAACCAUUGUCAAUGUCGGGCUUGCUGCUAAGAAACGUCCUUCCUUUCCCCUUCGAAGAUCGGUCUUAGAUGUCGAACCAAUGCCCAGGGCAAAAACCACCAGCUCGUUACCGAAAUUAAGCAACGUCGAGCCAAAAGUGAUUGAUCUAUUAAGCGUAACUGAUCACAAGAUAAACUGCUUACAGCAGGAGAUAAAAAAGUUACGGGGAGAACUUAUAUUGCAAAAUGAUACUGUAGACACUCUUGAAAAACAGCUAGCUACGAAGGAGAAGGAAAUAAACAGGCUGAAAAAAAUGCUGGAAGGUGGUCGUUCUUACGUCGCGGUUAGUAAGGAUUGCACUUGCAAGAAAAUCGAAAAGAAGACCGGCCCGAUCCACGAUGUGGACGUUAGCGAAGUGAGGAUUCUUCACCAAGCCAAAUUGGAGUUGGAACAACAGUUAAAAGAAGCACUAAGUAAGCAACAUGAUGCUAUGUCUCAGGCAGUGAAACUAGCAGCGCGAAAUGAGGAAUUGGAAAAAGAACUGAGAGACUUGGAUCAUGUUGCGUUGGCUGUGGAAGCCGACUGCAACUCCGCGGUUAAGGAGAACAACAGGAGAGUUUGUAGACUUCAGGAAAAGUUGGACGAUGCGAUGACACAAGUGCACGUCUUAGAACGUGAAUUGACCGUGGAACGUAGAGAAGAACAGGAGCUGAGAGCGGAUCUCGAGGCGUGUAGACUUGAGAAACGCAACGUUCAACGCUCUUUGGAAAAUGCACUGGACGAAAAGAAACAGAUGUCCGACAGAAUCAAUCAAUUGACAAUUAAGGAAAAACGUUUAAACGACGAAAUAGAAAGGCUGACUAGAGAAAACGAGCAUCUCAGACAAGCGUCCAAGAAUAGCGAUAGGUACUUAAAUCAUCAAGCAAUGAUGGCGACUGAUGGAGACACCGCUCACAGUUCCGAUGUGCAAAAACGGCUCGACGAAGCGAAUCUAACGAUCGCGUCCUUGCAACAGUCAAUUCAGCGGUUGGAAGCGGAACGGGAUCACUAUAGGAAAGAGUAUCUUAAUUGUCGAGACGAACAGCGCAGAACAGCUGACAAGGACAAUGACGACUUAUGGACGCGAAUCCGCGAGCUUCAGCGCGAGCUGAGCGACAGGGAUCGAGCGUUGAGCAAAGCGCUGCGGGAGAGGGACGAAUUGUGUCACGAGAAACAGGAACUGGAAGCGAGAUUGCAGGCUUACAAGGGGGGUCAGCCAAACAAGCUCUGCGUGCCUUGCAGAUCGUGCAGCUUGUGCAAACCCGUUCGCUUGUGCACCUGCUCGCCCCCCGGUGCGGCGAAAACCACUGCGGACAUUGGCGCGACCAAGACGAUUGUCGACCGUCUGGAACGAGAGCGGGACACGGCCAGGGCGGACGUCGAGCGUCUGAUAGAGGAACGUGACGCGUUACGCGAAAGGCUCAAGAUGAUGUCGGAAACGCAUACGUCCGAGAAUUUUCGUCUGAAGGAGAGCUUGGCCGAAGCGGAGAGCCGAUUGAAGCAAAUGGAGAAGGAACGGCAAGAUUUGCUGGUCAAUCAGGGCAACAGAAGGGCAGCGAUAAACGGCCUCGAGGAUCAGUUGAUCGACGCGCAGGAGGAACUACGUCGCACAAAGCAGGAGUUAAUGGCGCAACGGACGCAAUACUUCCAACUACGAACGCUGCAAGAUCAAACGGAUCAAGCGCUCGGAGAUGUUCAGGGCCAGCUGUCGCACGCGGAAUCCGAGUUGAACAAAGCUCUGGAUCGCAACAAAAGUAUGGAACAACAACAGACGCAGCUGAACGAUCAAAUCAAAGAGCUGAAGCAAGAGAUCAAUACUCUGCGCAUGAAUAUGACGCUCUUGGAUCAGGAAAAGGAUCGACUAGUGAUGGCAUUGGACGAAAAAACGGAAAAGAUCGACGCGAUGGAGCGAGAACUGGUGCGCAAGGAUCAGCAAGCGGAAGGUCUGCAGCAACAAAUCCGCGACUUGCAGCACAAAAACGAAAUAUGCAUCGAUCAGAGCGCGGAGCAGGAGCGUCAGCUGCGAUCGCUGCGUCUGGAGAUGGAGACGCUGCAGCGGCAGUUGGAGUCCGCGUCGGCCGAUCGCGAGAACGCGAUACACGAGAAUCGAAAGCUGCAGGACGAUCUUGCGGCGGUGAGCUGCGAGGUGCGAAACAUGCAGCACGAGCUCGAGGCCUCGAACGCCGAGUGUCACGAUCUGAAGAGACAGCUGCAGACCUACGUCAGCGAGGUGCGACGCGCCGAGGAACUCUUGAACCGAAAGGAGAACGAGAGAACGGAAAUGUUGAAUCAUUUCCGAAGUCUCAGUCUGGAAGCGACGGUCUUGGAGAACAACAAUCACAGUCUGGAAUCCGAGGCGGCGGAAGUCCGUGGCGCUCUUCAAACCGCAAGACAUCAGAUACUCGAUCUGGAGCGUCAGCUGGCGGACAGGGACACUUUGGUGAAGGGCUACGAAACUCAGAUAAGCAAUUUGACGCAAAGCGUCGCCAGCAUGGAGUCGCAGUUGCGCCAGCAAAUCGAGCAGAAACACCGAGCCGAGGCCGAUCUGCUGGCGGUUCGUGACCUGUGCGUGAAGCUCGAUCAGCAGAAGGACUCGCUUAUGGGGCAACUCGGUGACAAGGACACCUUGAAAGCGCAUUACGAAGCGCAGUUGUCGAAACUGAAAGCCGAGCAGACCAUCCUUGAAGAUCAGAUGACCAGAGAUCGCGUGACUGUGGAACGACUGGAAGCUCUUCUGGACCAAGCGAGACAGGAAUCCAUCAACGCGCAAGCCACCAAUCAGGAACUGCAAAACGAGAUCUCCAGGUUGAGACAGAAAGUCGCCGAACUUCAAAGUAAACUAGCGUCAGAAUCCGCGGAGCUCAGACAGUAUCAGAAUCAGGCGGCGGAAUACAGCAAGCAGAUCAGCGAGCUCCGCCGACAAGUUACCAACGAGAGAUUCGAUCGCGCGAGAAAGGAAGAGGAGAGUCGCAGAAAUUCCCAAGAAUCCGAGAGGGUUCUCCAACGACCAGACGCGCUCCAAGAUCACGCGACCGUUUUUCCGGAUGGUAGAUCGUCCUCUACCAACAACGAAAGUGUCGCCUCCGAGGUGUCCAGCACCGAUUCCGUCAGGCAAGCAGUGAACUGGCUGAAGAAACCGUACACCGCGAUCCCGAGAUUCGCGUGUACGCGCGAUCGAGUCGCAACGAUGCAUCUCGAGUGCCGAUGUUCCUUCAGAAAACCCGUCUCGCCCACGACCGUCAUACCGUGUCCCGCGUAUUUUACGCAGCGCGAGUCCUCCAACGACUCGGACAAUAAUAGAUCGAACGAUUCCUCGCGCGAAAGGAUCGACUGACAACGCGACAAUGCUCUUUUUACGGUAUCGAGUACCUUUGUCGUUAAAUUCGUCUCCGGACAGUUUCAACGUAGACUUAAACUUAGUCAUAUAAGGCACCCACGUGUACAUCGUGUCUCUUGAACCAAUAGACAGACAUUCGCAGCUGGAAAAGCGUGAUGGCGAAACAUCGCAAACGCGCGCGCCUCUGCAAUUUAAAAAAGAGAAGAAGAGACAAGCGAAGUAAUUAGACGCGCAUUUUAUGACAAAACCGAAGGAGCACGAGAGAGUACUCCGUGAGUAAUUUUGGAAAGAGAACGCGCAUUGGAAAAGAGCAACUAUUAAACGAUUUUUUUUUUUUUUUGAACAUAUACAGCAAGAUAUAAAAUGAGAUUUCUCUCUGUAUUAUCAAAAAACGUAAUCUCAAGACGCGAAUAAUCAUUAAGCGCGAUUAAAAACUUACGACACAGCGGAACAAAUGAAAAACAAGGUACCUGUACAUAUGUGAAAGAAACUAAAUUAUAAAUGUUGUAUAUAAAAGAUUUGAACAGAAACACACGAUAUAUAUAUAAAAUGAAAUUUAAUCAAU